Molecule: messenger RNA, 8359 nt
Organism: Temnothorax curvispinosus
Lineage: Eukaryota; Metazoa; Arthropoda; Insecta; Hymenoptera; Formicidae
Gene: OtopLa
Exons: 8
Coding region: 1031-3421 (796 amino acids)
Biological process (GO): proton transmembrane transport
Cellular component (GO): membrane
Molecular function (GO): proton channel activity
Source: RefSeq, a predicted model, not a curated record
AUUUCCCGCGCGAUUGAUUCCCGGUGAGAUCGCGCCGAGUUUGCGACCGGCAUUAUAUAUAGACUAUCGAUUGCGCCGCCUAACCUUUGAGUGAGAAAAAGAGCGUAACGAGGAUGAGGAGCGCGGAUAAGUACGUCCGAGAUGUUCGAGCGUCAGUCAUGCUCGUCGAUUAAAAGCGAAUGCACCAGGUCAACUGUUAUUGAAGAUCGACCGCUUCGCCGCGUUCCGCGUUCCGCGUAAUCGUGCCACUCGUACCAAGAUCACGCGAUGCGCGAUCGAAAUUAACGAAACCGUUAUACUAAUUUGUAAAAUACCGUCGAGUGUUCAGAUCAUGUGUGAUCCACAAAUGUCGAUUUAUUAAUUAUAUUACUUCCGGUUGAUGAACGGUAAACGGUGCAUUGCUAAGUGUGGGCUGGUGUGUCAGUGUUUUUUUUUUUAUCAGUGACAGAUUGCGAUGCAUAAUUUUAAAAUUUUUGAUUGCCAGCAGAGUAAAUAAAUGUCAUAAUUUGAUUGCUCGGCUGUUUGAUCGUUUGACAGACAAUUUUGUUAUUAUCCACUUUUGGUUAUCAAUAAAAAAUCUUAUAAUACGCAGUGUUAUGCAGGUUAAAUAGAAUAUCGAGGGCACGGUAGUUAUAUUUGGUGAAAACAAUGAAAAUUCGAUGAGCCCGAAUGCCAUUAUGGUUGAAAGGCGAAAGCAGAAAUAGCACGUUCGUGCGAAUCGACUUGCACGAUCACAACGAGCGCAACAGUCGACGUUUGUUAUAUUCGAAGUAGGGCACGAUGCAAGUGACAUAAAUCAAUUAGCAAUAAUAAAUAGCUAAUACCAAAUUAAAUUAAUAGCAAUUAAUUAGUUAAAAGCAGUGACAUUUAAAUAAUAAUGAAAUUUAUCUAAAAGUGAUUGUGUAACACUAAAAGAUUCUGCGCGUGGAACGCGCAGGAACACGUAUAAGCGUUUAUUUAAAACGGAAAAUAAAAUUUUAAACUUUUAAAGUCAUCUCGCAGUGCCGAAUUUUGAGUAAAAAAAAUCAUCAUGGAAGUCGAAGUUGUACCUUUCGUUGAUAAUAACGGCAAGAAGGACACGCCACGACGGGGUAGCAGAGUGCAAAUUGUUCAGAAAAAAGGAACGUCGCUCUUCAUCAUCAUGAGCUUCAUCUACUCGAAGCUGCUCAUAGUCGUGUGCAUCGCCUACGUGAUAAGCGAAGUGGUGACGCACAAACUGCCGCUGUACUAUUACGAGGGAUUCUUCACAUACCUUUACGGCAUGAGUAUCCUGUUCCUGUUGUACGUCUUCUGCUUCCUCCUUCAAGAGAGCGCUUGCUGUGCGAGGGGAGGCGAUACGCCACCACCGCCACCGAGACCGCCCAAAUCUGGUUGGACCGCUAAGGAACCUAAGGACAAGAACAAGAAGAAAGAUAAGAAGGAAAAGGACCAGAAGCAGCCGAAGCAGACCAAAAAGGAAACUCAGGAUGCGACUGAUGUUGAAGCUGGUGUGGCUACACGAAUUUUACGGAAACGAAAGACUUCGCAAAAUGACCAUAGCCAUGGAAGCUUCUUCCUCAGAAUUGGUGCAAUAGCGUUUGGACUGGGUACUAUGGUAUACAACGGUUUGGAAUUCGGCGCGUUCUUCGAAGUGCCAUUUACAUCACCCUGCUAUCAGAUAUUACAAGGCAUCAAUCCGGUGCUGCAGAUGAUCUUCACCUUUAUGCAGAUGUACUUUAUUUUCAUGAAUUCUCGAUUGAACAUCCAUCGUUUUAAAGUCAUCGCUCGCUUCGGUCUGAUGCACGUGGUCGCGACGAAUCUCUGCGUAUGGAUACGCACGCUGGUUCUGGAGAGUCUCAAGGAGAUCACUCAGUAUCACAAAAAACUAGGCCAGGUUGAGGCGGGGAUUCUCGAGAGCAUCAAGCAGCACUCGAUGCGAAACGCAGGGGCCAUAUUGGGUACCGAGCCGCGCGACAUGGCACAAUUACGAGAGGCUCCUCUCACGGCCUCUUCGAGGUCGACGACCGUCGUGCCGACCAGCACGGUUGUGACAGUUGGCACUGCUUUGGGUCGCGUGAUGACAACGACAGCCAGAUCAAUCGCGGACGCGUUCACCUCGCCGUCUCCAACGUCCACCUCGACCACCUGGACAACCCCGUCGACGACGACGCCAUCAACCACCACCUUCGCGUUGCCUAAUCUGACGACCACCACAGCGACAACCCUGUCCACUAUCCUGACCACGUUCACCCCAUCCACCACCAGCACCACCACCACUACCACCACCACCGAAAGAAUCACCACUAUCCCGACUACAACGAGCACCAGCACCACCACGACUAUCACGCCGUCCACUACCACAUUUUGGUCGCAAAUUAUGGAGCUAGUGAGCGCGCCGCAAAGUGACAUGGAUAACCAAGUACCGCAGAUCUUUGAUGUGAGUAACUUGACGAACAGCAGCGAGUAUUGGAGCCCGAACUUGGGUAUCUACGCGGAAGCUCUGACGGAGGAUGGCACAGUGUCCAAUUCGUGCGGACGCGUCAAUAUCAUGGGAACCAUCGUGCAGGACGCGGCGCCGUAUCUAUUUCCAUUCAUAAUAGAGUACAGUUUGAUCGGGGCGGCAGUGAUCUACGUCAUGUGGAAGCAUAUCGGCCGACAUCCGCGUUGGCCCCAUUUGGCAGAGGCUGAUCUUGAACGUCGUCUGGAGGCUAUGCUAUCUCGAAGAGCUGUCGCUCUUGCUCAUGCAGGUCACACCAGAGUCGAUUGCGUUGGAGCGAGCAAAGGUCUCUUCUGCGGUCUGCUUCUUCUGGUUGGUUCCCUGAUAUGCCUGAUACUGUUCUUCGUGCUGAUCCAUCAUCCGGAGCUCGGAUUGCUCGCGAUUUAUCUCGCUGACGUGUCUCACUGCGUUUUAAUGGCGCUAUCCAUCAUCGCCAUAAUCAUCGGCUUCAUUCGCGUGCAGAGCCUCAAGUUUAAGGCCGAGGAGCAGAGCGAUCUUAAUGACAUCCUCCUGCGCGUCUCCGCCUUCGGUCUCUUCGUCUAUGCCGUCUUCAGCGUGAUCGCCGGUUCCUUGGCAGCCUUCACGCACGAGCCGAAUCUGCUGGUGAUGGUGACAGGAUUGCUCUCGGUCGCCCAAGUCGUCCUUCAGAUGCUCUUCAUCGCUGAUGUGUCGCGCAGGCGAGUUCACCUGCCGGAGCACGAUCGCAGCAAGCCCGGCAGGCAGAUAGUCACUUUCCUGCUGAUCUGCAAUGUGACCAUGUGGGUGAUCUACACUUUCGAAACCCAGAAGGUUAUUGCCAAUCCGGUGCAGCUUGAUUUCUACGGAUUCCUCGCUUGGGCCAUUGUGCAGAGGAUCACCCUGCCGCUGUGCAUCUUCCACAGGUUCCACAGCGCCGUGACGCUGGCCGAGAUCUGGAAAACUAGCUACAAGGCGCGUCUGGAGUAGACGAGCGGGGAGUCUCGUCAUAGUCAAUCGUCCGGAGUGGUCGUCGGUUGGAAUAACGAAGGAGCGAGCACAAGCAGGUCAGGAUGCUCGACGAUCUCGAUCACGUACAUCGACUUCGGGUCUCGAAAAAAAAGGUGAAGAUUGAGAAGAAAGGAGGAAAGAAAGAAAAAGCGGAAAAGAUCAAUUGAGAAGAUCGACGGACGGAAAAAAUUGGAAAAAUGAUGGAUCAGCCGGAAUAAUCCAACAUAUUCAGCGUGUCCAAUACGCUCGUUGCACGAAGAAAUCUUCGGAUGAUAUUCAAGUCGUUGAUAAUUGUUGACAGUUCCAAGAAUUCAAGUUGGGAAGUUGAAGAUAUAUCUCGUUGAGAAAACCCUUUAUCGACAUCUGAAGAGACGCUUCAGUGAUACGCUCAAGGUCGAUCUGGACAUCCUCGAAGAGGAGCUAUCGCGUAAAGUGGAGCCAGACAUGAUUGUGCCGAGUCGCAAACUGUUUCUUUGUCUCCUUGUUUUACGUACGUUAUAUUUCUUCCUUUCUUUUUAUUAUGUUCUCAACAUUGGUCAGUAGAGAUAACAGGGAGAAGGACGGAUCAAUGACAACCUGGACGAUCGACAAAUCUUGUUAAUCAGACAGGCUUUCGCCGCAACUUCGGCGUAAACGAAGCACAAAACAACAAAAAUGUUUAGCGCAUACGCAUUUUCCUUCACCGCGUUUUCUCACCUUACACGAUCUCUAUAUACUGCCACCAAAUUUUCUACUUUUAUAUUAUAUGUACCGUAUAUGUACCCUCGCCCCAUUGUGCAUUAUCAAGAGCAUUGUAGACAAUUCGGUUCACUCGUGGGGAUUUAGAUUGUUCGAUAUUUCCUGGAAUUUCUAUUAUUUCAUUCAUUAUGUCGGAUAUGUCGGAUAUAUCGCUGUGAUAUACUUUUUGUGAAAAACUUGAGUCGGCGUUGGGCGGCGAAUCUCCUUCUAUUCAUACAUUAACGUAUAUGUUUAACUAAAUACUUGAUAUUUUUAUAAAUCGAUAUUUAGCGGACGAGAUUAGCCUCUAAGUUUAUCGUGUUUGGUUUACGCUCUCCGAUAUACGUAUAUCUUAUGAGACGUUAAUUAAUUCGGUAAUCAGAAUUCAUCGUAUCAAACAAUUAACUGGCUGUCGAAGCGAACGGCUUCGUUUCUACACUUUAUCGAAAUAAUUGCGCGAUCGUAAAAUCGAUGGUCGUGAAUGGUCGUGAUUGUGCAUUCUUCGCAGUCUAACUGACGAAAUCUCAAAAGAGGCUCGACGAAGAACAGGGUAAUUUCGCGGCGUUGUUCGCUUAACGAAAGCAAAAAUAGAGCGACGUUUCGGCCUCGCGAAAAAUCCUCUCGUUCUCGAAACACUUCACCCAAGACGCGAGUGCUUCCUCGCAUUCAAGAGCGCGCAAUUAGCGAGAGAUCCAUCCCUUCAAAAGGGAUCCAUUUGCACCCGUAAGAUCUCUUUCAUUGUUUCCCGUUGCGUGCCACAAAGUACAAAAUUGUUUUGGAAAUUUUUCGAAUAUUUUACUGUUUAUCAACAUUUUUUCAACAUUCGCGCACUUCGAAUGAACACGCCGAAGACAUCGCGCAAACCUUCGUCGUAUCUUCAUCGCGAGCAGUUGGCACACAUUUAAAGAACAACAUUGAACGAAAAAGUCAAUGAGGAAGGAGACCCGUGUUCGAGGCCAACACGAGCGAUUGUGUACAGAGAGUAUUUCGUUUCAAAACUCGUCGAGUACUGAAUGGAGCAUAUACUCGAAAAGUUUUCGCGAAUGUAAGCGGAAGUUACGUUCUAUGAUGCAGAUUGUGUGACUAAAACGUACGUAAGAGCGGCGCGAAGGAAGUCAAUGAUGACUUACGUCAAAGAGGCUUAUUUUCGUCGAAAAGCGAUCUCGUACGUGUUUGUCCUUUCAAUUAAAUAUUCUCACAGACGGUACGAUGUUUGAACGUCAAAGAUGUCCAUUGUGAAUGGCUUAAUUCUUUGAGGGGCGACGGUGCAGCUUGUGUACUUCAUGUAUAAGUCACAGUAUAAUGUAUUUAGGUGCCACGACAUUUGUGCGUUUCUAUGUUGGUGCGAUGUGGUUUAAUUUGUGAACUACAGUGCCUAAGUUUCACUCUCUAGUACUGCUUCUCUUUCGGAGAUCUUGCACAAAAUACGCUGACUUUCUCGGGCCCCUGAAAGAGUUAAGGAAGAGAACUUCGGGGGUAGAAAAGAAAGAACGAGAUUUAUAAUCGGUACAGGCGAAUAGAGGAGCUCGCACACCACUCACGAAAUAUAAGAGGUAAUUAUUCUCAUCAUUAUUGAUUAGUGUUUAAGCCUAUCUCGAAGAGAUAUCGAUCUUUCGCAUUUACUUCGCUAUUGAUAUCAUAUGUAGAUCGUUGAGAAAAGAUAACGUUCAUCGUAUAGAGACUAUACUUUGUGAAUUCCUCCACAAUCCUUGUGAAAAUACUCCCUUUCUCCUAAGAGUAAAGCACAACAUUAAAUUUUAUUUAAUAAAAUUUAUACUUAACGCGUAAAUUUUAUUAAGUAGAACUUUCUCACGCGAUGAGAAAAACAAUAAUAUACAAGACACACUCGAAAUCCUGACGGAAAUCAUAAUUGUACACCAGUCGACGUCUUUAGCUUUCGAGUCUAAAUAUUUUAAUUAUUAGAAAUAAUAUAAAUAAUAAGUAAUGCGCUCGUGCGCGAAAUGAAAAAAAAUGUUAUUGCACCGCAAACAACUGAAGCAGUUACAACCGUUAAGGAUCGAUUAAACAUAAUUAUAAUCCAACAUUAUUAAAAAGUAAACACAAUAUAAAUAUAUAUAGAUAUAAAUAUAUAUAUAUAUAUAUAUAUAUAUAUAUAUAUAUAUUAUAAAGACUCUUGUAUUAAUUUUCAUGUGCGCAACUGUAGUUGGAGUGUUGCGUGCAAAUGUAAAUAAUAAUAAUCACUCUUUGUCAGCAAAUUAUUCAGCAGAGUGUCUGUGAAACGAACGUCAUUAGAUUGCCAAUAGAUUGAGGAUUAAGCUUAAACAAAUUUUUAAUUUUUUAGCUGUUAUUCUAAUUAAUUACUCAAAGUAUAUAAGCUGAUUUUUCCAGAAUUAUACAUGUGGCAAAAAGUACAUAAUAUACAUUUUAACUUAGAAAGAAAAAAUAUAUAUAUAUAUCAGUACAAAGAUUAUAAAAUGCGUAUGAACUUCUAUAAAUCAAAACACUCAUGCAUGUCUCAUACUUCAGUCAUUAUAGAUUUGAUUAGAAAAAAAGUGUAGGUGAAUCAGCUUGUAUGGGCGAUAAUAUGCAAUGCUAAUUAACACUAAAUUGAUAUGUUGGUCUAACAUCACGCUAAAUUGUCAAUUGUGAGAACAGAGUUUGUGAAAAUCGUCACAACUCUGUGAAAAUUUUAAUUUUUUUGCAAAUAUCUGUGAACCUCUUCGUUUCGUCGACACUUUGCGCGAUCACAUCAUAGAAGGGACAAAAUCACGACACAACAGCAUAGUAAAAGAUCUCAUUGCGAGAAUUAAAUUAAUUAACAAGGCACUGCCACACCGGACCAACAAAGCCGAAACGAAUGACAGAAGGGAUUCUGAAAGGAAAAGAGGAAAGACACGCGCAAAUGCAGAAAGAGAACCAAUAAUCCUUUAUCAAUUUCCCGUAAAGAGAAAAACUAUAAAGAAGAUAUAUAUGAAACUAAAACGUUUCCAGACCCUUCCACGUUUAAAGAGUGUGAACGAGUGCGUAGUUCCAAUAUACGUAUGUGUGAUUAGAGAGUGAGAAAAGAAAAAAAGAGAGAAAGAGAGCGAGAGAGAGAGAGAGAGAGAACGAGAGAAAGAUAGACAAAAGGAGAAGAAGAACGGAAGAAUACUUGAAACGUUUUUCUUCGGCAAACAACGUCUUUGUAUACUCUACCCAUGUUGUAAGGAGAAAAAAAACCACGAUUCUCUUGUAUAUGUACAUCAAUAUCUCGAUAGUAGCCGUAAGCCUAAUUAGUGAGUCGCGGAUUUGCGAUAGGACUAACGAAAUGAAUGCAAUUAAGAUUCGCCCGAUUUAAUUACGAAUUGUGCGCGAUUGCGUUGAUUUAAUUUUUGUUCGCAGAAUCAUUGGCAUUGCAAAUUUAUUGCAAAUUCGCGCCAUUUUAUAAAUUUUCAUUUUCAUAUAAAUCGCAUAUUUAUCAUAUAUAACUAUAACAGCAUUAUAAAUAUGUUCAAAUAAAUCGCACGUAUGGUACCCGACAUUGUGUAAGCAAUCAGAUUUUCUUUCGUAACAGUGUAUUCCAAUUACGUUCCAUAUUUAUUGAGACGAUAGCAUGUUUGCAGCAACUUCGUAUAUACUUCUAUAAGUUCACCAAGUCGCGAAUCCGCCAGAAACAGACGAAAAAAGGAUAAGAGAGGACAAUUUGCAUAUGCAUGCGCGUGCCGGAAGCAAAUCCGCGACGCAUUAUUAUUUAACAUAAUGUAGUGAGUUUUCGAUGUCUUCGAGUAUAAUUACAGUUUGUACACGUAUACACGCAGUUUUAAGCAACAGAACAUACACACCAACACAAACACACACAUACACACACACACACAUACAACAUACACGCGCGCACAAGUGGCAUCACUCAUGGAUUUACCAGAGACACAUCAAGAAGGAAGCGAGGACAAUGGAAGGCACAGAACGGAAGAAGUUAACGUUUCGUCGGAACAGGCGAUAAUGACAGACGGAACACAAAGAAAUAAAAAAUAAAAAUAAAAUACAGUAAAAGUAUAAAUUACAUGUUGUGGUGUAAGCAGUUCUUCGAAUGUCGAGUAGCGACGAAUACGUCUGUAAAUUCAUAAAUUCGCUCAUUCAUCGAUUCCUAUUUUCCAUUGUAUACCGUUAAAACCAGUUUCAUUGUGACCCGAGUUACAUCGUUGCCGCAUCAUUUGUAACGAUACACGAUUAUAUUGGUUAAUAAAAGUUAUCUAGACGUAA